ACUGUAUUAGGUCGUCUCUGAUAUCUUUUCAACUGCUGCUCCCUCUUCCAUGGUCUGCUCUGCCAGCGGUCACCAUGUUGAGUGCACUUUCAAGGGUUGCGGUCGGAAUUUCGCGGGGAGUUAAACCUUGUUUAACCCCCCAAACCUUUCAAAAUGAAACGGGCAAAAUUUUUGCUGUCUUCUUUAGUAACAGCCACACGAUGUACGCGACAGCCGCGCAGCCCAAGGCGAAGGGCUCCCAGGGCAAGGUGGUCGCGGUCAUCGGAGCCGUGGUGGACGUGCAGUUCGACGACAACCUGCCGCCCAUCCUGAACGCCCUCGAGGUCACCAACAGGAAGCCCCGGCUCGUGCUCGAAGUGGCUCAGCAUCUAGGUGAGAACACUGUGAGGACGAUCGCCAUGGACGGUACAGAGGGUCUCGUGAGAGGACAGGAUGUCCUGGACACAGGCUACCCCAUCAGGAUACCUGUGGGCGCAGAGACUCUGGGCAGGAUCAUCAAUGUUAUUGGUGAGCCCAUCGACGAGAGGGGCCCGGUCCCCACGACGAAGGUGGCUCCGAUCCACGCCGACGCCCCGGAGUUUGUCGACAUGAAGGUGGAGCAGGAGAUCCUGGUGACGGGCAUCAAGGUGGUGGAUCUGCUCGCUCCGUACGCCAAGGGUGGCAAGAUCGGCUUGUUCGGGGGAGCCGGUGUUGGCAAGACUGUGCUCAUCAUGGAGCUGAUCAACAACGUGGCGAAGGCCCACGGAGGCUACUCGGUGUUUGCCGGGGUCGGGGAGCGCACACGAGAGGGCAACGACCUCUACCACGAGAUGAUUGAGUCUGGGGUCAUCUCCCUCAAGGACAAGACGUCCAAGGUGGCGCUGGUGUACGGGCAGAUGAACGAGCCCCCCGGCGCCCGCGCCAGGGUCGCCCUCACGGGACUCACGGUCGCCGAGUACUUCCGCGACCAGGAGGGGCAGGACGUGCUGCUCUUCAUCGACAACAUCUUCAGGUUCACGCAGGCCGGCUCAGAGGUGCGCAUUUGACUGGACUUGUGUGUCGUAGCUAUAACUAGAGACAUGCAAAAUUCGUGGAUUCAUUUCACGAUAAGCUAGCAUCAAAACAACUAUACCUUCGUACUGCUUCUGCGAUUGGCCCACAUUUUAUCCGGGGAACUGUGAGCCAAUGAGAAACGCUAUACCAAGAAAGUGCUGAAUUACGGACAGCCUAGUUGAGACGUCUCACGCGUCAGUAGCCAAUGAAUAGGUGUCAUUUCCGCGAGUAUUUAAAGGACUGUGGAGUCUAUCCUAGAGGUCAAUGAAUCCGCGAAUUUUGCAGGUCCCUAGCUAUAACUUAUGUGUUCUUUUUUUGAAAGAAAUCUAAAGUGAAAAUUGAAAACUGCCAGGCACAAAAAACAAGCCUAGGGUAAGUAGUAAUCAUUCACGCAAGCAAGAGCAAAUAAAAUUGGGAUCAUUCAUACCCACAGUCGAAGAUAGCAAGAUGUGCACAAAGAAAAAUAAUUCAUUAUGAUUCAUGGUUCAAAUAAAUCGAAAUUACUUACCCAAGGAAAGCAGGGGAAGGCAGGAUGUAAAGACUGUUGCAUUCCAGCUGCACGCAAUACGCCACAACAUAAAAAUAGCUUUAUUUUGACACACCCCUCCUCCCCCUCCUACUUCUGGUGUGUGUAAUGAUAAGAAUACAAAUAAUUAGGGCUGAUCGGUUCCCACAUUUUCAGUUCGGUUCGGCUCGGCUCGGUUUUUUGUUAAAAAUGUCGGUUUUCGGUUCGGUUCGGUCACUACUUCAAAUUUUUCUUUGAGCUGUCAUACCAAAAAAAAUUCCACUAUAGUAUUUGAUUACUUGCAAUAUCUUGCAAAAGUUUAAUUUCUUAGGGGAGUCACUUUCUCAGCAAUAUAAAAGUUAUUUUCAACUACUAUUUGUAUUUAUAAAUAAGUUUAUAUGCUACUGAAACAACCAUAUGUGUAAAAAGGAACAGAACAAAACAGUUUAGAACAUUAAUAAUUAGUAUUACAUUAACCUUGUUGCCAGCUUGAAUUUAUGAAAUGUACUGGAAUAAAAUUCAAUAGCAAUAAUGUGAUUAAAAGCAAUAUACAAAUAAAAACUUCCUACUGUAGCCUCUAUGCCGGGAGUUAAUGGACAAGCCAACAUAAACAAACGUCUUAACCAAGAAAACGUCUUAACCUACCAGUGCAUUAAAGGCAGAAUGAAUCAUAAUGACCAUAUUUUCAAAAUACACAAGUAAAGUAUUCAUAUUUAAAAUGCGGUAUUUACUAGGAUUUUUUUUCCGUCACGUGCGUAACAUCAUCAUCUUUGCGGAACACGGGCGGUAUUAUUUUUAAUUCCUUCGUCACAGAUGUUCAUAUUUGCCUCCAAUUACCAAGACGUAGUGGCAAAAAAGAAUUUUUAUUUUACGAGAAAUCAAAUACUCUAGACUAUAACGACGCAAAGCCGCAAUAAUCACGCGCGAAUAGUAAACAAACUACACUAGAGUCCCGUUAUAGCGAGGUGUCACGGUUCCGGGUUUGAUCCUCGCUAUAACCGUGUCCUCGCUAUAACCGAAUUGGAAAAAUUUUGGCCCCCAAAAAAUAAAAAUUAACCGAAAAUAGCAUAAAAAUUGUGUUUAAACCUGUAUAAUUGGAAAAUAACAGGUUAUAUUAACGAAAUCUUAAUUUCUGUGAGCAGAUGUGUGAAUUCUCUUUAAAACCAUACCCCAUAAGUACGGAUGCGAUCACCGAUUGCGUCAAAAUGACCAGAAUACCCUACCACGCCACGUAAGUAUAGCAUCUCAGCCCGCGGCCAACGCAGCAUUGUCCUGCUAUCUAUCGUCGACGCGGGCUGUCUGCUGGCGGCCAUGUUGGUUCGGGAUGUUGCUAACAGGUGGUGCUAGUGUAGCGCGACUAUUUAAUUCCUUACAAAAUAGCAGGAGUGCGGCUGCGGCAACGCACGUACGAAUCAAACGAAAUAGUCGCUGGAAAAUUAUACUUUUUCAUUUAAAGAAACCUGUAAACUUUUUUAGAAAAUAAAUUUGGGAUUAAACUCAAACCAUCACCACCCCUUUCCCGGACAAAUACCCCAACAACUGACCGAAACAGAAGUUACAAGAAAACUGUCCUAGCGAUUCGGAAAUAAAUACGGUAGUUCCUACUAGAGGUGUAAAAGUAACGAAAAAAUGUGUACCCGUAUGUAUUCGUUACUAUAACAAUUAGUACUCGUUACUAUCGUUACGUCACUCGUUACUUCUGAUACCGCAUAAUUUGUUAUGUUGCAGCAACGAAUCCAGUCGUAUUGCGUACGCGUACAGUAUGACGUCGCGUAAAUAAUAAUAAAUAGAAUAUAAACAAUUAAUAGUUUUUGUUAACCAAGAAACAAUUAAAUCUCAUUAGAGCGGCUUUUUAAUAUUAUCUCUUUUAAGAAAACAAAAAUAACGUGAAAAUAUACGCGAUUGUAAAAACAAAAACAUACGUAUUUCUAAUUUGUAAAAAAUACUUUUUUACGUUGUUUCUGUUCCAAUAUCAAACUUUGUCUACACACGGUACAGAUAACUAACGGAAGUUUGAUAAAAUAAAGAAAGGACGGGAUUCUAUUUUUAAAGCCACGCACUUAGGUGGCGACUGCACGGCUGAAGAAUGUGACAGGCGUCAACGGGAAGAUGUCUAGUGACGAGCGAGAGGGGUGGAGAUAAAGCAGACAAAUAACAAAAGCGCGCUUCAAGCUCUCACGCCGUAAAUUCCUCAAAAAUACCUCGUUAUAGCCGUGUUCUCGCUAUUACCGUGCUCGCUAUAACGAGAUUCUACUGUACAUCUAAAGGAUCUGACGACAUGCACAUUCAUUCUCCAACUGCCAUUUGGAACGGAACUUGGAAGGCAACUAAUCGAUCCUAGCGCACGUAUAGCGCAUUCUGUGAUGUGAAAAUAGAACUGAGUGACGCCAUGCGUCGUGAGCGCCCUGCAGAAUACGAACGGAACUAAGCAAUGCUACGAAACUUCUACCGUUUUAGCUUACGAACCGGAAUUAAAUAAAUAUUAUUUUAGUAACGGAAGUGAUAUAUCCUUUAAAUAAGAAAAAACCAUAUAUUUAAGAGAAAAUAGUAGUAUUCCGACAGAAACUUCCGACGUUAAACAUAGGAAAUAGUGAACUGUAAGAAACGCUUAGACUUUACUAUCCCAUGGUUAAAAUGGCGAACAUUAAGAGAAUAGAUGAUUUAAACGUUUUAUAGUGAAAAACUUAGCAUGCGUCUUAAAUGUGUUUUGAUGUAUUAUGCAAGCGGUACGUUUCUUAUCCAAUAUGAAUGUUAAAUACAUUAUUUGGUAGAUACUUGAAGUUAGUUUUUAAUGCCCUAAUAAAAACCGAAUCAUCGGUUUUUUCUGGGAAUUCGGUUCAGCUUCGGUUUUUACUAAAAUGACCGAACCGAACCGAAAAUUCGGUCAACCGAUCAGCCCUACAAAUAAUAUUUUGUUUUCGAGUUUUAAAUGACCAAUAUGCAAUUUUUUUUAUUGUUUAUGCGAUUUUUUCCAUUACUUUUUAGCGAGACAGUAACGAAAAAAGAACUUUGUAUACUUGUUGCGUGUUUAAAACAUCACUUAUUAGUUUUUUGAUUUUGAAGUCCCCUUUAACAUAAAAAAGGGGUAUUUAUAUAUGACACAAAUCACGUAAUCGCAGCAGUGAACUUUGGUAUAUGACAAGCAAACAAAUAUUCUAUUUCGAAGUGUUAGUAUUCAAGGUCGAAUAUUUUAUUAUUCUUAUUCGAAAAUUCAAAUAUAUUCGCACAGUUUUACCCGGUAGUUACGAGAGGAGUACUUAUACAAAUCCUCUUCAUGUUUUUGAAAUGUUAAUUUAUAGUUCUGUGAAAGAUUUUGAAUCCACAAUUUUAUGUUUCGGCACAUUCUGUGAUUCAACAUCGAUUAGCAACUCGUGAUCAGAUGUUUGGGUGGAUUCUGGUUUUUGACCUAGCCUGCCCGGUUGUGUUACUAGCUGUGUUUGUUUUUAGUCUGCUCAGUAUGUAUAUUUUAUAGGGAUGGGGUGACCGAAUCCAAUAUCCGCCGAAUCCGCCGAAUCCUAGGGAUUCGAAGAUUCAGCGGAUCUGAUAUAGGAUUCGUCAAAGGAUUCGGUUUUUUACUAUUUACGGAAAAAAAUACAGUAAAACUCGCUUACGAGGUUCCGCAAGGUAGGUUUUUCCGUAUAAAGCGUUUAAAUUGCCCGAGGUCUCAUUAUUUACGCCAUUAAAUGUGUGAUAUAAAGUCCGUUAAAAUUUUUUCUGAAACUUCCUGUCUCAAAUAAUGGCGCACGUAAAUAUGAAGAAAAGACAAAUGAACAACAACAUACGAAGAAAUAUGGAUGAUGUACCAUAACUACAGUACAAACCCAAUAGUUAUUUUAAGAUAAUUACCAUAAUAAGAACUAAAGAUUCUUUGUAGAAUACCAUAAUUACUUCAGAAGCAUGAUAGCUACCAUAUUUGCACUAUAGUUACCUUAACAACCAAGAUGUAUAUUUACCGUGAUAGUAAUGUAUUAUUUAUUUAUGACAUAUUAAAUUAAAGAACAUUGUUAAAAAAAAAAGGAUGUUAAACUUUGAUAUGUACGGUUGGCACAUGUUGCUAAGAAAUAAUGCGAUGUGAAAGAAUUCAAUACUACUACCAAAAGUGAAAAUGGUACUCGUGAAUUUUUAGGUUAUGGCAGUCUCUUUCGUUUUUCAGUAAUAUCGGCCAAAAAUUAACAAGCGUACUGUAUCGGAAGUCGGCAGAAAUGCCGAUUCAACUAAAUACAGUAGAACCCGUUUAUAGUGAACCCGCCUAUAAUGAAUUCCCGUUUAUAGUGAAUUUCCGUCUCAGUCCCGGCAAAAUGAUUUGAGGUUAUGUAUUAAUUUAUUGGAUAUAGCGCACAACUUUUGUCAAUGUUGAUACGUUUUCCCGUGUACCACGAACAAAUUUUGCCGACAUAAUGCACAUUUAUCUCAAAUAUUUUCAUAUAAUUAAAAGUUUUUUCACAAAACGUCUCUUCUGGAUCACAUUGAAGUUUUUCUCAGCAAUACGCUACUCGAUUGUCCACUGUUCAUAUUAUAAACAAGUCGUAUUCGAGUGGCCUCGGUAGGCUACGUGUAGCCAAAAAUGGUGAUCAGUUUGGUGAAAAUAAAAAAUAGUUUUCCCUGCAUAGUUAAAGAAUGGGCGAACACGUGUACAUUUAUUAUGUUAUCAAAA
Molecule: messenger RNA, 6191 nt
Organism: Bacillus rossius redtenbacheri
Lineage: Eukaryota; Metazoa; Arthropoda; Insecta; Phasmatodea; Bacillidae
Product: ATP synthase subunit beta, mitochondrial-like
Exons: 6
Coding region: 75-1025 (316 amino acids)
Biological process (GO): proton transmembrane transport; proton motive force-driven mitochondrial ATP synthesis
Molecular function (GO): proton-transporting ATP synthase activity, rotational mechanism; ATP binding
Source: RefSeq, a predicted model, not a curated record